ACCACCAAUGUCAUUCAGAAGAGGGAACAAGGGGUUAGUCCCCUUCGCUUCUCAGCUCUCUCCAGAAGUGCUUACCCUGGCUUCUGCUGUGAAUUAUUGCCGCAGACACCUGAGCCACAUCAAAUUUCCCUUUUAGAAAGACCAGCUGCGACCACCAUAUCGUACUGUUAAUGGAAACCCAGCCUCUGGAUGUCAGAUCUGUAGGGACUGGCUCCCUGGCCCGUAUCUGUGGCUUCCACCAAAUGCGUCUUUUGAACCGUUUUAUGCUCAACAAUAACUACAGUUACACCGUGGACGAGCCUUAUUUCCAAAGGCACCUUUUUGGCGAACAGAGACAACAUGAGUAAUGACCAAGUCCUUUGUAGCAGGUUUUGCCAGCAGGCCAAAAAUCAUUUUUGUAACAUAAAAAUAUAGUUCCUGCUAAUUUUUUAACUAGUGCAAAUAAACAGUAAAUGCGUCAAGAGCUUUUUGGGUUUUAAUGCAUGCACUGAGAUUACUGAAGUAGAACUUAUUUCUGUGAUGAACUGCAUGCAGCAGCAAUCCCAGUAUUGACAAGUAGAAGUGAUUAGUGCAGUAAUAAGUUGCCUGCAAUGCACCACUGUGUGUGUGUGUGUGCGUGCGUGCGUGUGUGUGUAAUCCUUUCCUUUCCUGGAUGAGGUACGUCAUCUAUAGGAAAUAAACUACCUGAAUUAUUCUGUGGAUUUGAGAUACUUGCAGCUGACUGCAAAAGCUCUGAAUUACGACUUGCAAGACCCAUCUGCCUGCAUCAGAACUGAGUCUAAAAACAUUCCGAUUUUGGUGAGAACUGGGAGAAUCAGGAUGUAGGUGUGCACCAGCAUGAGGGUGCAUCAGUAGUACACGGAUACUGUCUAUGUAUGCACAGAGAGAGAUCUAUAGCUCUCAAAUUAUUCAGGAGGGGAGAAUAAUUAUAUAAAAAUUACCUGGUUGUCACAGAAGCAAAGACAGAAUAGCUUAAAUUGUCGUAAGAGCAUUUGAGAUGCAUUCAUAGCCUCCUAAAAUUUUCUUUUCGGUGGUAUUCAGCUGAGGAUUUAUUGGCAGCCAGGCUUGCCGUAGCCCACGCAGGCACUUGCAGGGGUUCAGAAGGGCUGUUCCCCAGUUGCUGCCCCAGACCCUGUGCCUGGCUGAAGCUACCUCUUCACCGGCAGCACCUCAGCCAAGCCUUCCCUUGGAACAGGUUGCCAGAGCUGAUGCUGCCAAGUCUGCUGUCAGUUCCUACAUUUCAUCUUCCCUGCUACACUGCUUUCCUGCGAGUGUUGUGUGUUCCACCUUCAUUUUAUGCUUAUGAAAGAUGGGAUAAGUGCAAAUUUAUGCUAAGAUUAGCCUCCUUUUAGUUUAGCAUGAGAUCAUAGACAUGUGCUUGAGAGAGAUGGUUCAAGAGGUUGCUAGUCCACCUCCUGCGGUAAGGCAAAGCAGUGGCUCAGGCAUGCAGCUGUUGAAGGGUUUGCUGUGCACCGGGGGAUUAGAAGCAAGCAUUAGGGCCAAAAAAUAGCCCCAAACAUCUCUGUAGGUUAGUGGGGAAGCUUUUCUAACCUACGCUUUAAACCUAACAGGCUCUGAGCUCUCCAGUAUCCCCACUCCAGGUCUUGCAGGACAGAUUCAUGAACAGAUAAAAGAUGGAAGUGUCGGCCACGCUUCGCAGCAAACCUCAGGUAACCUGCGAGGGGAAGUGAAGCAGAAAGCGAAGCUGAGACAAAGCAGCGUCUGACCUUGUCGCUGGGGGGCAGAAAACAGCCACUGGCUGCCGCUGGUUUUACUGGUGCUUCAAUCAAGCUCCCGGCGCGCUGCAGACGGCUCAGGAAGUGCAAGUUCUUUCCAGGUCCGUGGGGUGAAUAAAAAUUGUUAACUCUUGGCUUGAUUUGUCAUCCUUUGGGGCAAAAAAAAGUAAUGUCAGACUGGCAGUUAAAUAGUCGUGCUGUUAGACUGAGCACAACUUGAAGUGAGCUGUCCUGGAGGUGAGAGCGACACCGGCCAGCAAAGCCAAGGAGAGCCUGUUCAACCUCACGUGCACCCGUGGUUCCUUGGAGAGGCGAUAAAGUGUGUAAUAAGACAAAGUGGGAGUUAUAAAGUGGACGCGAUAGCUUCAGCAGAACUUCGCUGCCACAUCCACUCGUUAAAAAGGAGCUAAUGUUAUUUUGAAAACGAGGAAAAAAUGCGCUUUGAGUAUCUCUGCAGUUCUUGUAUCUGAUACAUUAAUUGAGAAAAUCGGUAAUACAGCAAACAACGGAGAGGAGCAAAUAUGGCGAAGGCAGCUAAGGAAAUUCAAAUGGAGGCCCCAAAAGAGGUAGAGACUCACAGCACAGGGGCGACGUACUCCCCGUCGGAGGAACAGGCAGAAAAGCCAUCCAUGCUCUGUUUUAAGAAGCAGAAGAAGUCCUGUAAGAAGGGGCUGGCUACGAAGGAUGCAUGCGAAGGAGCCUCUGAGGAGAAAAGCCAAUGCAUCAGCGCUGACCAAGGGGUGGCGAAAGCUUCUAAUCAAUCGCGAUCCUCCAGAGGAGCCUGGGCAGCCAUCAAAAACCUCACGAGACCUCGGAGAAGGCAGAAAUCCUCCUCGCGGAAGAAGGUACGCUCUGAUUCCCAAGUGCAGCUGGAGAUGGAUGCUGAGGAGGGCGGCGCGCAAGGCUUCCCAAAAAAACGGGCGAGCUCCGGGGUGAAGAUGCCCUGCGUGCGCUUCUCCAGAGGCAAGAAAAAGCCCAGCCCCUCUGAAGCAGUGGAGGAGUCAGUGGGCAGUGUUCAAGCAAAUGACAUGGUGGGCGCUCUGAAUAAAGCCAGUGAAGAGCUGGAUGAUUUGGCCCCAACAGAUAAGUCUGAAUCUUUCAGCCCGGUGUCUGCAGAGGAGGACCAGGACACGGCAAAGGAAAGCACCGACUCUGUAGGUAAGAGCGAGCCCUUGACAGAGCCCACACCUGAUGCAGAGGAGUAUUCGGAGUGCACCGCGCAGUCGGAGAUAACCGAUUCAGAGACAGUUAAUGAAACAGCCCAGGAAAAAACGCAGGAGGGGAGCCUGCCCCAACCCACAGUGCCCAUGGAAGGCAGGGAAGUUGCUCCUGAAGCUCCCGUUUCCAAGGAUCAACCCAACAGCACCCCUGAACCCACCGAGCUGCAGGAAAUCCCUAAUAUCUGCAAAGAGCUGCCUGAAGGCGAUGAAUCAGGAAAGAGCAUAAAUCUUCCUGAGGAGUGUAAAGCUGAAGAGACUGUAAUGGAUUUCAGUCAGUCGGUGUUUAAAGAUGAUGCAGCGAGCGUGCAAGGCUGCUCCAGCCAUCAGGUGACAUUAGAAGCAAACACGGUCGCCAGCGUCGGCAUCGUCAUCACUGUCACUGAAGCUGAGGACUCUGAGGACACCGACUCUGACCAGGCCUAUGAGCCGUCCCCAGUUUUGCACCAAAAUAAGCAAAAAGGGAAUAAAAAAUCAAGCGGGAGCUUUGAUUUUAGUACAAAAGAGGGCCCCGAGGCUGGUGGCGGUCCCCAGUCAGACGAGAAAAGUCCGGGCGACCAGGGGCACAGAACUGGGGAGCAGUACGAAUUGCUCCUCAUAGAAACUGCAUCUUCCCUCGUGAAGGCAGCCAUUCAGUCAUCCAUAGAGCAGCUGGUCAACGAAAUGGCCCUGGAACAGAAUAAACACAACAGUUUUCUGUGAUGGCAGCGAUGCUCCUAAAAUAAAGAGUACAGGGAGUGGUUUAAAGCUCCAUUUGGCCUGGCGGGGGCAGAGCUUGAAGGGCUCCCGGGGCCGAGGUGUAGUUAAUUCUGCAUGCCUGUUCAGCUGUGUGUCUAUGUGAAACGGAUUCUGGGACGUGGGGCAGGCCCUGCUACGUACAGCAUGUCCCCUGGGGCUGGGGCCUCAGACAGCGCCAUCAACCGCAGCAGCGGGAAAAUGAAGUGUCGCAGUGACUCUGUUUUUGUUUAUUGGCAUCUUUAUGUUGAGGCCGUGUUUCUGCCGUCAUCUAUGCCAGGUUUCCCCGCUGUUCGUGCUGUAGCUCUGUGUGCACUGCGCAUUUAGUGAAAGGUCGCGAGAGGCGGCGAGCGCCCGGCCCGCUGCUGGGCUGGGUUCGGGGCACCUUGGACGUGGCUGGAGGUUUGUCCUGGGGUUCGGCGGAGACGAGGGAGGGUGAAGUGACUGCAAUCUUAACAAGAAGACGUCAAUGCCAGACAGGCUCAGGCCAGUGUUUAGUAUUGCAAACAGGUACUCACUACGUACAGAUGCCAGAAACCGCGGUCACCCUGCUGUCGCGUCGCGUGAAGCCGGAUGGUUGCAGCGAGCGGUGUUUUCCAUUUGGACUCUUCCCCCGUCACAAGCAGCCUGUGCAUUUCCAGACACGUUAAAGCACAGCAUCAGCCGCUCGCCUUGCUGACCCCAGCCUGCGCAAAUGCCAAGAAAGCGACAGCGCUUCGUUUGCUGGGGGGCCUGUUCUCGCACCAUUAAGCUCAACCGGCAAAAUUCCCAGCGGCAUCUGCGGCGCAGGCUGGGCGGGAGCGUGCCUGCUGCGGGCAGCCCCUCUCCUUCCUUCACCUUCCUCCGCCCCAGCCACAAUGUCAUGGUGAAGCUGUCCUCAGAUAUAGCAUAUUUUAGAUAUAUGGCAUGUGAUAUAAAUAGCAGUGAGCUGCAUGCGUGUUAGCAGGCAACUAUUGCCUUGGUGUUGACAUAGUUUGGGUAGCUGCAAUGUGCUGCCAGCUCUGGAAUUGCUUUGGCUGGGGAGGAGAUUUGGUGCAGCAGCAGCCAGUCCCGCACAGCUCCCCCCUUGCUGCAAAGCCUGCCUGACUUCAGCGAGCCUGGGCUUCCCCUGGGAAACGUGCAUUACGCCCGGCUCGCUGCUGCCAGGCUCCGGCUGGCUCUGGCACGCCACGUAGCUUGCUCAAAACAUGCAGGGAAAUGCUGGAGUGAUCUUACCGAAGUCCUCAGGAAACAAACCUAGACACGAGGGCCUGGGGACACUGCCGUAAAAUGCCUGGACAGGCCAAUCGCCAUCAAAACCCACAAACUGCCCUGCCCCGAGGGGGUUUGCACCAGCGUGGUGUGUCUGUGCGAGCAUCACCUCUAACUACCAGCUCUCCAAGAGAAAGGCGCCUUUUAAUAAUUUGGGAUUGCAUCUGCACGGCUGGGAUUUACGUACAGCUGCGGGCAAGUCAGCGGGUUGUUCUGAGAAAAGUCUCCUGCGUAUUUCUCAGCCGAUACAGAAAUAGCAGCCUCUCUUGGCAAUUGCUCACUGACCAUAGGCAGUAUGCUGAGAUUCCCCUGCCCAGCAUAGGAUUUGGAUUCCUGUUAAAAUACAAGGGCUGUAAACUUUCCUAGGACCGGGUGCACAACCACAUUUUAAACUUCGAUAAAGCAUCUCCGUUGUUGCAAGAGGACUGUGAGCAGUGAGUGCCACAACUUGGUUCUGUGCAAGUAAAUCUUAAGAAAAGUCAGAGGAUGUUAAAAAAAAAGAAGCAUCUUCUUUUUCUGUGAAUUUAUUUAAUAAGUUAUCAGAUACCAGUAAUUCAGUGUGUACAAUUUUAAUGGCUUUGUACUUCAUACUGGUCCUUCCAGAUAUUUUGCCGUCGGUUUGAAAGGGACUUUUUAAGGACUUUUAUAUGUACCUUUGGAGCUGCUGCAGCACCCUGAGAAGAGCUGUACAGGUGCUGGAGGUUGCGUGUGGGAUUACACCGGGCACCGUGGCAGGCCGGUGCCGAGCAAAGGGCCGCAGCAUCUCUGUGGGGCCCGCUGGUGUUGGCUGCAGAGGAGGAUGACUUGGCCGUAGUGAAGAAACACAAAAUGACCCCCCAGGGCCAGGCUGUCAUCUCCUGUCAGCCCGCUAAGCAGUUUGGGGAGGAUUCAGUCUAUUUCAGUAUUGACUUUUAGGUGAAACACAUCUUCAAAAGAGGAGGAGACUGGCAGAAGUGCUUUGGUCCAGCCUAGACCCUGCGACUGUUGCUCCAUGUCCAGGGUUGUGUUUGCAUCCUUUCUGUAGCUGGUUUUUCCCCUUGGUUACAGCUGUACAUAUAACUGAUUAUUAUUUCAUUAAAGUUGAACGUACCUGUUG
Phalacrocorax carbo (great cormorant) is the source of this 6035-nucleotide messenger RNA. The record is from RefSeq and is a predicted model, not a curated record. Lineage: Eukaryota; Metazoa; Chordata; Aves; Suliformes; Phalacrocoracidae.